Drosophila elegans is the source of this 4494-nucleotide messenger RNA. RefSeq names its product protein pygopus (gene pygo). The coding region runs from base 996 to 3413 and encodes 805 amino acids. The record is from RefSeq and is a predicted model, not a curated record. NCBI's taxonomy places the organism in Eukaryota, Metazoa, Arthropoda, Insecta, Diptera, Drosophilidae. The transcript is spliced from 3 exons.
UUUCGCUUGUCGUUGGCAAACGGUCCCACUGACGGACUUGCGAUGAAAAUUAUUUAUAUUUCGCUUCUUCGCACGCAAAAAUUUGCCAAAAUAAACAAAGGUUAAGGUGCUGCUGGUGAAUAACGGUACAGUGAACCGCCGAAUGCGCGUAACGGUAAACCGUGCGUUUACCGCUCUGAAAGUCGGUGCUAAUUAAAAGUGGAUGCUGUGUAGCGGCCAUCGAAUCAACAAAAAGCCAACCAAAAAACACAGGCGAUCAAAAUUACUGGGGAAGUCAAAUAUAUUUUCUCCCAGCAAAUAACCGCCGGUUGUUUUUACUUCCCAAACUAAGCAAAAGCCCGUAAAUAAACAACAGUUAAACGCUACACUGCAAUUAAAACGGGAAACGCAGCGGAGGACAUAAAAUCGCUGGCAAGAAGAAGAGCGCGCUGGCCAAAAAGCGCCUUUAAAAGGGUUAAAUCAGUGUGCAAUGCGGUGGCAAACUGGUGAGCAGAGUGCUAAAUAUACGUAAUCCUAGUGGUAGUAGUCGAAAAUCGUUGAAAACAUAGUGGCGGCAGGUGCUUGGCGCUUUUGAAACGAGACAACACGACGCUGAGUUUCCAGCGUAGAGUUGCCAACCCCAAAAAAGAAACGGGGUUGCCGUUCGUUGCGCCGAAAGUGUUUACCUGGUUUGGUCCGUUUGGCCAGUUGCUCUAGGGAACCAGAAUUUCUCAACGAUCCUGGCUAGGAGAUGACUUGGAACCCAAAUUGCAGGCCAUCGCAGGCCGGGUAACCGGCAAAACCACUACUUAACCCACCGAUUAAAGCCCAUUGGAAUUGGUCCAGCAAAAGGCUCUCUAGCAGCUUAGCUCCGGCCAAGCUCUAUCCAAAACCCACUCCUCCACUCCAGCGUCGAGAUCUCCAGCGCGGGAUUGGCGACGCCGCUAACAACCGAAUUUCUUGCCCCACGCCGUUGAAGAAAAGCUGCCACCAUUCGGAAGAAGAAUACCUCGAAUAUGACCCACAAUCUCGGUAUGGCGCCAUAUCGAUUGCCGGGUCCAGCGGGCGGACUAUGUCCGCCCGACUUCAAGCCGCCGCCUCCGACGGACAUCAUCUCGGCGCCGAGCAAUCCGAAGAAGCGGCGAAAAACCUCUAGUGCAGCCAAUUCCGCUGCGGCGGCUGCUGCUGCGGCAGCUGCUGCAGCAGCGGCUGCGAACUCCAUGCAGCAGCAGGCGCCACCGACGCCGCAGGAUCUGCUGCCCCCGCCGCCGAUGGGCGGCUUUGGAGACACCAUUAUUGCCUCGAAUCCGUUCGACGACAGCCCCCAGGUAUCGGCCAUGUCCAGCUCGGCAGCGAUGGCGGCCAUGAAUCAGAUGGGCGGCGGACCCGGAGGUGGUCAUUUUGGAGGCGGCGGCGGACCUGGGGGCCAUCCGCACUGGGAGGACCGCAUGGGCAUGGGCGGCGGACCGCCUCCUCCGCCGCAUAUGCAUCCCCACAUGCACCCGCAUCAUCCUGGCGGACCCAUGGGCCAUCCACAUGGCCCACAUCCGCACAUGGGUGGUCCACCGCCGAUGCGCGGCAUGAGCCCGAUGCAUCCCCAUCAAAUGGGACCGGGACCAGGUGUCGGACUGCCGCCACACAUGAACCACGGACGGCCUGGAGGCCCCGGAGGACCCGUGCCCAUGGGCAGUCCCAUGGGCGGCAUGGCUGGAAUGGGCGGCAUGAGCCCAAUGGGCGGCAUGGGCGGCCCCAGCAUAUCACCCCAUCACAUGGGCAUGGGCGGUCUGUCGCCCAUGGGCGGUGGUCCCAACGGGCCUAAUCCGCGGGCCAUGCAGGGCUCUCCGAUGGGCGGUCCUGGCCAGAACUCGCCGAUGAACUCGCUGCCCAUGGGCUCGCCAAUGGGCAAUCCGAUUGGCAGUCCGCUGGGUCCGCCUUCGGGACCUGGUCCUGGAAAUCCCGGCGGCCCACAACAGCAGCAGCAGCAACAACAACCUCCGCAGCCACCGAUGAACAACGGGCAGAUGGGCCCGCCUCCACUGCACAGUCCGCUAGGCAAUGGACCCACAGGCCACGGCAGUCAUAUGCCCGGAGGACCUAUUCCAGGCCCUGGUCCUGGGCCCGGCGGCCUCGUCGGUCCCGGUGGCAUCUCCCCCGCGCAUAGCAACAAUCCUGGAGGAUUGAAUCCCGGCGGCAGCAACAACAACGGAAGCAAUACAAACAACGCCAGCAACAACAAUCAAAAUCCUCACCUCUCACCGGCUGCCGGACGCCUGGGAGUGCCGACGUCGAUGCAGUCGAAUGGACCCUCGGUAUCGGUGGCCUCCUCCUCGGUACCCUCGCCCGCCACUCCCACGCUCACGCCCACGUCGACGGCCACGUCGAUGUCCACGUCAGUGCCUACAUCCUCGCCAGCGCCGCCCGCCAUGUCACCGCACCACUCGCUGAACAGCGCCGGCCCCAGUCCGGGCAUGCCCAACUCCGGACCCAGUCCGCUGCAGUCGCCCGCCGGUCCCAAUGGUCCGAACAACAACAACAACAGUAACAACAACGGACCCAUGAUGGGCCAGAUGAACCAGAACGCAGUUCCUAUGCAGCACCAGCAGCACAUGGGCGGAGUCCCACCUGGCCACGGACCCGGACCCGGGCCAAUGUCCGGCAUGGGAAUGAACCAAAUGCUGCCACCGCAGCAGCCCUCGCAUCUCGGUCCCCCGCAUCCGCAGAUGAUGAACCACCCGCAUCCCCAUGCGCACCAUCAUCCCGGUGGACCACCGCCGCACAUGAUGGGCGGGCCCGGUAUGCACGGCGGACCAGGUGGCAUGCCGCUUCACAUGGGCGGCGGACCGAAUCCGCACCUAAUGGGCGGACCUCACGGGAACGCGGGCCCGCACAUGGGUCACGGCCACAUGGGCGGAGUGGCGGGACCAGGACCCGGACCCGGUGGCAUGAACGGACCACCGCACCCGCACAUGUCCCCGCACCACGGACACCCGCACCCGCACCACCACAAUCCGAUGGGCGGACCCGGACCGAAUAUGUUUGGAGGCGGCGGAGGCGGUCCAAUGGGCCCCGGCGGACCGAUGGGUAGCAUGGGACCAAUGGGCCCCGGUGGGCCGAUGGGCGGCCCCAUGGGCGUGGGCCCCAAACCGAUGACCAUGGGCGGCGGAAAAAUGUAUCCGCCGGGUCAGCCAAUGGUCUUCAAUCCCCAGAAUCCCAAUGCGCCGCCCAUCUAUCCGUGUGGCAUGUGCCACAAGGAGGUGAACGACAACGACGAGGCCGUGUUUUGUGAAUCCGGUUGUAACUUCUUCUUUCACAGAACCUGUGUGGGCCUGACAGAGGCGGCCUUCCAAAUGCUCAACAAGGAGGUAUUUGCCGAGUGGUGCUGCGACAAGUGCGUGUCUUCCAAGCAUAUUCCCAUGGUCAAGUUCAAGUGUUGAAGAUGGUGGGAAUCGAACUCGAAGUCGGAAUCAGCGGAACCUACCGAUCAACCAUCAGCACCAGCUAGCAAUCACUCACUGUAUAAAAUAUCCAAGCAUUAACUAUAUCUUAAUUGUAAGGCUUAAGCUGCUCAAUAGUCAAGACCCCACCAGUCCUGUCCUGCUCCCGGAAAUAGAAACCCGUAACAGUAACCAGUAAGUCAGUAACCCACUAAAGGGCCGGAGCAGUGUUGUGACUUUCAGCUCCGGGCUCCUGGAUCACUCGCAAAUGUCCUCCUAAAAAACAAAUAGGCAAAACAAAACAAAACAAACCUUAACGAAAAGUGUAAACGAAAUAUGUUAAUUGUAAUAUAAUUGUAAUAUGUAUGUAUGUCUGCAUGUGAAGUAAUCGAGCAGGAAAAAAGCCCAGACACGAAAGCAAAAAUCAAGCUGAGAAACAAUCUAGUUGUAUUAUAAAGCGAAAUUGUAUGAAAUUAUCGAGCGAGAUCAGGUGGGAUGAUGAUGCACAUGUCCAUUCGAAUAGCUUGCGCCUGUCAGGAAUCCCACAAACAACAAAAAAAAAAAACAAAAACAAAACACAAUGGACAACAGACAACCACUCGUAACUAUAUAAAACACAUAUAUCUAAUGACAUAUUCAACACAUUUUAGGAUGAGAGUAAAGAAGUUGUAACGAAAUGAAAUUAUCAUUGUGAAAUUGCUGCAAACUGCGUGAGUGUGUUAUUUGUUAUUACAAACCUAUAUUAUUUUUUAUACUUGCGUGCGUUUACAUUUUAAAUAAUUAAUACUGAAUAGUUGCUUGGUCGAUUGAAGGACGAUCAUCGUCGGAUACAUUUUACACAAAAAUAUUCAAUAUAGCUGGAAUGAGAGUGCGUGAAAAAUGACGAAUCGAAUGCGAGAGCAAAAGCACAAGAUAUGAUAAACGCAUGCGAGAGAGAUAAAUUUGUAAUUUAAGACGAAAACGCAGCGAAAAUAAUCGAUUCAAAAGAAAUCAAAUUUGUAAAAAUAGGAAAACAACAAUUACUCUAGGUUACUGCAACUUUAAGUUAUUUAUAAUUAAAUAAAAUACGAUAUAAAAUAAA